UUAAACGCAGGACAUUCUAGUUGCACUACUCUCAUAUCACCGCAGUCCACUGGAGCCUCAGCCGAGGAGCAAUCUAUCUGCUGUAAGCUGAUCAGAGGGAGAAGCGUGGGGGAGAGCGAAGGUGAGAGGUCACAAGCAUGGCCUCAGCAGGGAUGCAGAUCUUUGCUUUCAUCUUGGCGCUGCUUGGCCUCUUCGGAGCCACAGUCUCCACCCUGCUUCCCAACUGGAAGGUGAGUGCUGACCUGGGUUUGAACAUCAUCACUGCCAUCUCCCAGAUGCAGGGGCUGUGGAUGGACUGCACCUGGUACAGCACAGGAAUGUUCAGCUGCACACUCAAAUACUCAGUGCUGUCCCUGCCUGCCUACCUACAGACCGCCCGCACCAGCAUGGUGCUGUCCUGCAUGCUGGCUGCCCUGGGGCUCUGCAUCGCCUCCCUGGGGUUAAAAUGCACGCGCUGGGGAGGAGGGGUGCAGGCCAAAAGACACAUAGCCAUUGCCGGGGGGGGCUUCCUUAUCGUGGCCGGAUUCCUUUGCCUUGUCCCAGCUUCUUGGUUCACCAACGAGGUCAUCGCCAGGUUUUUGGACUCAGCCGUGCCAGAGAGUAACAAGUACGAGCCAGGGGGAGCCGUGUACGUCGCGUUUGUGUCAGCAGGGUUGCUGUUUGUUGGGGGGGCCAUCAUCUGCACGUCUUGUACCGGGAAGCAGAGGGGACCACAGAAUUGUCCUGCAAACAACAAGCAGCAGUGCUGUUCAGCCUCACAGCCUGCAGACAAUAAGGCAGAAUACAGCCUGCAGGACUAUGUGUAAUUCCAGGCAACAGACAGCUGGUAUAAUAAGCACUGCCUGUUCUACGUUAGAAGAAAGAAAAAGAUGUGGGAGGAAGGCAGUCACUUGCUCUUCUCCUCGAUGUUCAAUUCACAUCCAUUUUAUUUAUUCUAAAAGCAACGGUUUGUAACAAAUCAGAAGAGCCUUUAUUCUUUUAGUAACUGGCAAGUGCUUCAAUACAAAUGAACUUACAAAUACCUUGUAUUUUUAUGGUACUGCAAUUGCUGUUUAUUAUUUCAUCAACCCGGAUUAUAUAAAACUCUUAACUCAUUGUGUCAAACAAAUUUCAAACUUCUGAUGCAGUUUGUGAAACAAGGACCUCAUCUGGCUCUCACAGCCUUUGAAUUUGAAAGCAUCCAACCAAAAAACCAAACAGCACAAUAGGUUGUGCAAUCCUGUUUCUUUAAUGCAAACAAGCUCUACCCUGACAUUGUGCGCUGCUCAUGUAUUCGACACACAGCCGCCUGUGCUUUUCACUGCCAUGGUUACAGGACUCUUAUGGACUUCUGAACCCUGUAUCGCUGUCGGAGGACCGCUGUUGGCCUCUUCACUGCUCCCAUUAAUAGACAACAUCUGCCAGUUUUACAAAAACGUCUAAAGAAAUCCCCGUCUGAAUGCAAACCCUUUGACAAAGUACACAUGGUACACCUGGGCCUCCUGUUCUGCCCUUUUUUAUCAAGACCAUUGCAGGCAUGUGGACAAAGUCAGUGUUGCUCGUAAUGCUUGAACCUUCUGAUAAUACUGGUCUCUGCUCACUUGUCUUUCCUUAUUCAAUAAUAAAUGUUUCGCUUUUAUAGACAAUAACCGUUCAAAACCUUUAAGAUGAUAUAAUAAUUAAGGUCGCAGGUUCACGCAGGAAGUCACAGGGAUGAAAAUUCAACCUUUCGUUUGUUUGUUUGUUUAAUACAAUAUACCUACAUAAUUUCAUU
This is a messenger RNA of Polyodon spathula (Mississippi paddlefish), 1753 nucleotides long. RefSeq names its product claudin-20-like. Bases 138 to 806 code for a protein of 222 amino acids. Gene Ontology annotation, cellular component: bicellular tight junction; plasma membrane. The transcript has a single exon. Gene Ontology annotation, biological process: bicellular tight junction assembly; cell adhesion. The record is from RefSeq and is a predicted model, not a curated record. NCBI's taxonomy places the organism in Eukaryota, Metazoa, Chordata, Actinopteri, Acipenseriformes, Polyodontidae. Gene Ontology annotation, molecular function: structural molecule activity.